AUGGAAAUUUCUGCAGAAUUAGUGCCAGGUAUUUCACACAGUAUCAAACUAAAGCUUGAGUAUGCUAGCAAUGCAGAAGAUUUGAAAGAUCUUUGGAGUUUCGUUAACAAGUUGAUGAAACGAAUUGAUCAACUCGAGAAGAAACAACCACAACUUAAGAGAGUAAGAAUUCCAUUAUUGGACAGGAUUCAAUUGAAUAAUUCAACACCAACUUAUCAAAUUCCAAUUCAAGUUCCCAAAAAUUCUGUUUCUGUCAUUUUGAGAUGUAAAAGUUUUAUUGGAAACUCUUCAGGACAUUCGUAUUUGACAUUCGAAGCUCAACAACAAGCAAAUUCCAAUGGUAUUCUCACCGUUGACAAAUAUCAUUUCGAUUGGUAUUACAACAAUACUGUGGAAGAAUUUAUAAUGCCUUGGAAUGGUCAAUCUGAGAAUCAAACAUUGGAAAUUAGAGUUAAAUCAUCUCUCUCUGAUGGGAAUUACAAUGGAGAAAAUCAAAAUUAUUUUACCAUUUCCAUUGAAGGUUUUAUGGAAUUUUAA
This is a messenger RNA of Naegleria gruberi, 537 nucleotides long. RefSeq lists its product as uncharacterized. Bases 1 to 537 code for a protein of 178 amino acids. The transcript has a single exon. Lineage: Eukaryota; Heterolobosea; Eutetramitea; Acrasida; Naegleriidae. The record is from RefSeq and is a predicted model, not a curated record.